AUGGCUACGAUCAACACCAGGACCGGUCAGGUCGUUGACCGGAGUGUUUUGGACUCUAUGCUGCGCCGCCGCCUCUUCUACACCCCAUCCUUCGAGAUUUAUGGCGGUGUCUCCGGUCUCUACGACUAUGGCCCACCCGGCUGUGCCGUCCUGAACAACAUUGUCGACCUGUGGCGCAAGCACUUCGUGCUGGAGGAGGAUAUGCUCGAGGUCGACUGCACAAUGCUGACCCCGCAUGAUAUUCUCAAAACCAGUGGUCACGUCGAGAAGUUUGCCGAUUGGAUGUGCAAGGAUCCCAAGACCGGUGAGAUCUUCCGCGCUGACCACCUGGUCGAGGAAGUGCUCGAGAGCCGCCUGAAGGGCGACAAGGAGGCUCGUGGCCAGAAGGUUGAGGUGGACGAAGAGAAGGAAGCUAAGAAGAAGCGCAAGUCCAAGCAGACCAAGGCUGUCAAGCUGGAUGAUGCUGUCGUCAAGGAGUACGAAGAAGUCCUGGCUCAAAUUGACAACUUCGACGGCCCUGCUCUCGAGAAGAUCAUCGCCAAGUACGAUAUCCGCAACCCGACCACCGAUGGCAACCUCCUUCCUCCAGUGGCCUUCAACCUGAUGUUCCAGACCUCCAUUGGUCCUAGCAGCAACAUGCCUGGUUUCCUGCGCCCCGAAACCGCCCAGGGUCAGUUCCUCAACUUCCACAAGCUGUUGGACUUCAACCAGCAAUCCAUGCCGUUCGCCUCUGCCUCGAUCGGCAAGUCUUUCCGUAACGAGAUUUCUCCCCGCGCCGGUCUGCUGCGCGUGCGUGAAUUCCUCAUGGCCGAAAUCGAACAUUUUGUUGACCCCGAGGGCGGCAAGAAGCACUCCCGCUUCGCCGAAGUCAAGGACGUUGAGUUGUCCCUGCUCAACCGUGACGUGCAGCUGUCCGGACGCACUCAAACCGAGAAGAUGACCAUUGGCAAGGCCGUGGAGUCCGGACUGGUGGACAACGAAACCCUGGGUUAUUUCUUGGCUCGUAUCCAGCUUUUCCUGCUCAAGCUCGGUGUGGACCCCAGCAAGCUUCGUUUCCGCCAGCACAUGGCCAACGAAAUGGCCCACUAUGCUGCUGACUGCUGGGACGCUGAACUGCAAACCAGCUACGGCUGGAUCGAGUGUGUCGGCUGCGCCGACCGCAGCGCUUACGAUUUGACGGUGCACAAGAACAAGACUGGUGCGCCUCUGGUUGUGCGCGAGCCUCGCGCUGAGCCCUUGAAGAUUGAGGAGUGGCAGAUUGAUCUGGACAAGAAGAAAUUCGGCCCCCGUUUCAAGAAGGAUGGUAAGACUGUUGAGGCCGCUAUUGAGGCCCUCUCUCAGGAUAUGCGGGAGAAGCUCUCUCUGGAUUUGACACAGAACGGCAAGAUUGAGGUGCCCGUCGAAGGUGUCGGUGCCGGCUCGGUCGAGCUGGACAGCGAGCUGAUCAAGAUUGAGAAGCGCACUCGGGUGGAGAACGUGCGCGAGUACACUCCUAACGUCAUUGAGCCGUCCUUCGGUAUUGGCCGUAUUUUGUACAGCAUGAUGGAGCACGUCUACUGGUCUCGUGAGGGUGAUGAAGCUCGUGGUGUUCUGUCCUUCCCCCCCGCGAUUGCUCCGACCAAGGUGUUGAUUGUCCCUCUGUCGACGCACGCCUCCUUCGCGCCCCUUAGCCAACGGCUGAUGAUGUCCCUCCGCCGGAUGGGUAUCUCCAACCGGGUGGAUGAUUCAUCCGCUAGCAUUGGUAAGCGCUACGCGCGCAAUGAUGAGUUGGGCACCCCCUUCGGUAUCACUGUCGAUUUCCAGUCGGUCAAGGACCAGACGUUCACUCUUCGUGACCGCGACUCGACGAAGCAAGUUCGUGCCAGUGAAGCGGAGAUCUUGCAGGCCCUCAAGGCUCUCGUCGAUGGCGAGGAGACUUGGGAGGACGUCCGCAAGCGUCUGCCUGAGUUCACAGGCCAGGAGGUUGAUUAG
Aspergillus fijiensis CBS 313.89 is the source of this 1971-nucleotide messenger RNA. RefSeq names its product glycine--tRNA ligase. Gene Ontology annotation, biological process: mitochondrial glycyl-tRNA aminoacylation. Lineage: Eukaryota; Fungi; Ascomycota; Eurotiomycetes; Eurotiales; Aspergillaceae. Bases 1 to 1971 code for a protein of 656 amino acids. Gene Ontology annotation, molecular function: glycine-tRNA ligase activity; ATP binding. Gene Ontology annotation, cellular component: cytoplasm; mitochondrion. The record is from RefSeq and is a predicted model, not a curated record. The transcript is spliced from 2 exons.